This is a messenger RNA of Magnolia sinica, 1900 nucleotides long. RefSeq names its product pheophytinase, chloroplastic. The record is from RefSeq and is a predicted model, not a curated record. NCBI's taxonomy places the organism in Eukaryota, Viridiplantae, Streptophyta, Magnoliopsida, Magnoliales, Magnoliaceae. The transcript has 6 exons. Gene Ontology annotation, cellular component: chloroplast. Gene Ontology annotation, molecular function: pheophytinase activity. Gene Ontology annotation, biological process: chlorophyll catabolic process. The coding region runs from base 187 to 1770 and encodes 527 amino acids.
UUCUAUUUUCUUCGCUUUUAAUAAAAGACAGGAACUGAAAAACUGAAAUCGUUCUAGGCAACAGUCUCUAUCUCUCUCACUGCUGUCAAUAAAAAAAAAACGCACGAAAUUUCCAGAAAUAUCUCCUUGAAUGAUAGAUCGAUCUGAAACUCCGAGUCUAUUACCACAGGAGAGCAUUACCGAGAGAUGGAACUGCUAGCCUUUUGCAGUUCUUCUCCGUCCUUUCGUGUCAGUAGUUUAAACCGGAAAUUCGCUGGGAAAACCUUGAAUUCAAGCCGAUCGAAGGUUUUUCUACUUAGAAGAGCUCGAGUUGUACGCACCACAAGAAAAUCCAAAUGGAAAUCUCUGGGAGGUCUUGAGAAAGGACACUUGAAUCGUUUUAAGAUUGACAAUCUUGAUCGUCGGGAUGAGUCGAGGUUAUUUGCAUCUCUUGAAGGAUUUCCAAAUGGUAUAAAUUCUGGCAUCUUAAAUGAAAACUGUAACAGUUAUGUAGUUGAUGGAAGUGAAGACCUGAGAACUAUUUCAGAGAGGAAGCAUUCCAAUAUUUUAAUUCCAGGUCUGCCUGAUGAAUCCGAUGGCAAUAGUAGUUCCCCAAUCACUAGUUGUUUCUGGGAAUGGAAGCCAAAAUUUAGUGUGCAUUAUGAAAAAUCGGGUGCUGAAAAUGUUAAAUCCCCACCAUUGCUAUUUCUUCCUGGUUUUGGAGUAGGAUCCUUCCACUACGAGAAGCAGUUGAAGGAUUUGGGUCGUGAAUUUAGAGUGUGGGCUUUGGAUUUUCUGGGGCAAGGGAUGUCGUUGCCAUCUGAAGACCCUGCUCCUUCAGCUAAGGAAGAAGAUGUUUCAGAAGAAAAUGAUCCGGUAUGGGGUUUUGGAGAAGAACCUGCACCAUGGGCAAAUGAGCUGGUUUAUUCAAUGGAUCUAUGGCAAGAUCAGGUUCGCCAUUUCAUUGAAGAGGUUAUCGGCGAACCAGUUUAUAUUGUGGGGAACUCACUAGGAGGAUUUGUGGCACUGUACUUCGCAGCAUGCAACCCUCAUCUGGUGAAGGGUGUUACACUGCUGAAUGCGACACCGUUUUGGGGAUUUCUCCCUAAUCCAAUAAGUUCACCAAGAUUGGCUAAAAUGUUCCCAUGGGCUGGAACAUUUCCUCUGCCUGCUAGCGUGAGGAAGCUCACAGAAAUUGUAUGGCAAAAGAUCAGCGAUCCUAUAAGUAUUCGGGAGAUACUUAAGCAAGUUUAUGCUGAUCAUUCAACAAAAGUUGACAAAGUAUUUUCUCGGAUAUUAGAAACCACACAACACCCAGCAGCAGCAGCAUCAUUUGCCUCGAUUAUGUUUGCUCCUAAGGGGCAGCUAUCCUUCCAGGAGUCUUUGUCUAGGUGCCAAAUGAACAAUAUUCCAAUCUGUCUCAUGUAUGGGAGAGAAGAUCCAUGGGUAAGGCCUAUUUGGGGCCUCAAGGUCAAACAGCAGGUGCCUGAAGCUCCAUACUAUGAAAUCAGCCCUGCUGGUCAUUGCCCCCAUGACGAGGUUCCUGAGGUACUGAACUAUUUACUACGUGGGUGGAUCACAAGCCUAGAGUCCCAAGGUUCUGUUUCAUUGCCUCUCCUGGACAAUCCGGAAUCUGUUCAAUAUGGCACUUCCAAGAACUUGGAAUUUGUCAAGGACGGAUCAAGAAAAUCAGUGCGAGUACGAUUAUUUGGAGACAAUUUCUCAGUUUGGAGUCAGAUAGGCUCUUUUAUUAAAUCCCGCAUCAUGGAAUUAGGUAUUAAGUCCCGUUAAUGCAAGCUAAUCCUUCUUCGGUUCUACCUCUCAGCUAGAUGUAAAUCAUCAUGUGUAUUUCCGUGUAUUGAUUCAUGAAUGUAUACAUCUUUAGAUCAAGAAAUCAAAACACUCAUGUGAUUUCAGUUAA